Messenger RNA from Scatophagus argus, 3997 nucleotides. RefSeq names its product von Willebrand factor A domain containing 7 (gene vwa7). The record is from RefSeq and is a predicted model, not a curated record. The transcript has 16 exons. Bases 1013 to 3838 code for a protein of 941 amino acids. NCBI's taxonomy places the organism in Eukaryota, Metazoa, Chordata, Actinopteri, Scatophagidae.
CAAACUGAAGUUCAACACUGUCCCUACGGUUGACCGGCAACUUGCUGUUAGAAAUGUGAGUAACUAGGGAGAGAGGGAGGGGUUGUAGUGUUAGCGAUUGUGAGAAGCAGUGUUUUUUUGGUUUUGUGAGCAAAAAGAAAGUGAUGGAUGGAGGACAGGGGGGUUGGGGAUGGUCUAAGUUGAACACCCUUGCUGGUAAUAUAUGCGGCCCUAUUGUGGUGAAUCAAUGCACCAUGCAAUAAUGGGUGCUAAGGAGGGGCACAAGGCUGUAGGGGAGCUAUGACGAGAUGUCCUCUCAUGUUGUGCCCCGCUUGCUAAGAAGCGCACCCAAGACUUUCAUCUGGGAUUAAAAAUGUGUUUCUUCCAUUUUUAUCUUAGCUGUUAUUUUUCUUACCGAGGAGCUGGAUGGAGACAAGAGCCCAAGGACAAACAAAUGUAGAGACUCAAUAAUUUUGUUACACAGACAGGAAUGCUGUGAUUGCGCACACAUUCUCCUCUUCUGACAAGCUGCGUUGAAAGUCUAUGUAUUCAAACAAAAGCACAUAAGUGGUGUUCCACACUGACUGUAAUAUCUGUAUACAUGACUAAAAUCUAAAAGGUCUACAAGGAUGAUCUGAGGUAGGAUGUGAUCAACUCACCCCAUCUGCAGGACACAAUGUUACAGGACAGAGGAAGAAUUUGGAGAGGGAGUCUGAAGCAUAUGCACUGGUUUGUUCUCUCUUAUCUUCUCCUCUUGGCUUUACCAUGCACAGGCUUCCUCCCAAACUUUUGGUCACAAGUUUUAACGUUGUCAUGGAACUCGCACACACACCAGCACAUCACAGAACAAUCUAUUCUCAAUGUCACCCUGGAGACUCUGAGGUACACCAAAAAACACCAUGGAAACCAUGCAGAGGAACAGGUGAGUUGAUGUCUGCUGUCAUGAUAUUGCUGUAUUUCAUUAUGAAACAUAGUAUAAAAGACCUACUUUCCACUAUUUCACAAAGGCACAGAACUACAUCUCAUUCCAGUGAUGGUAAAAUUCAGCCUGUAUUCCCCCCAGACUAGAUUGGGCCGUGGCUUUUGGAGAGCAGUGGGAGAGGUGGUGAAGUCCAAUGCAGCCAUGGACUUCCUGAGCUCCACCAGGUCUGAGCCAGUGUACCACUUUGACUCAGAGCGCGUGGACAGCGCCAUGAUGAUGCUACGGCAGUUCUGGACUCAGACUCUGCUCUCAGUACGGGCCAAAGAGUACCAAAGUGCUCGCCAUACCCUGGGCCAGCUAUUUCACUCCCUGCAGGACUUCUACAGCCACAGUAACUGGGUAGAGAUGGGCCAACGCUUCAUUUACCACCACCUGCUGCAGCCAGAGGAGCCCGCCAUCCCCGUGGCUAAAGAAGACACUCCUACCUGUAUGGAGUGCUUCAGUGUCACCUGUCGAGACAACCUCCUGCCAAGACUAACAAAUACGCAACAAGGCUCCAGGUUGCUCACCACAGGCUACUUUAGCACUUUCCCUCCAAAACCUCAGGGCAAAUGUAGUCAUGGAGGAAUUCUAGACAGUAGCCGCCAUAUGGGGGCCAAAGGGGGCAUCAACAAGGACAGCACGUCACCUCUCUUCUCCCCUCAUCAUUACCUCCAUGUGGAAGCAGCCACUUUGGCUACUGAGGGCACGCUGAGAGUACUGAGAGAUCUCAGAGACACUGUGGGCCACAAAACCUUUCUCAGGCUUUUCAGUGUGAAGCAGGUCCCUGCAUUGGUGUUUGUCAUGGACACUACAGGCAGCAUGUUUGAGGAGAUCACUGCUGCUCGCCUCCGGGCCCACUCCAUCAUCCAGAGCCGAACCAGAAGUCCUGGGCAGCCUGGUACCUUUGUACUUGUGCCCUUUCAUGACCCAGGCGUAGGCCCAGUGCAUGAGACCUAUGACCCAGACCAGUUUAUGCAGUACAUGGAGAACUUAACGGCUCUGGGAGGAGGAGAUGAACCAGAGAUGUGCCUCUCUGCCAUUCGGCUGGCGCUCACUCACAGUCCUCCACUGUCAGAGAUAUUUGUAUUCACAGAUGCUUCUCCUAAAGACGCCCACUUGUUUGAUGCGGUGAAGGCCCUCGCACUCGAGAAACAGAGCAAAGUGACGUUUCUGCUAACUGAGGACCCCAACUACACAACAGAGAACCGAGGGAGGAAGAGAAGGAGGAGGAGGGCACCUCUGUCUCCUGACCGCUUCUCUCUCUAUUCUUCCCUGUCCUCCCUCUCAGGAGGACUCACAAUAUUCACCACCAACUCUGACAUCCACAGUGUCUCUACCAUAGUGGAGGACAACACAGCUACUGACAAGGUGACCCUCCUUCACAUGGAAAGUGACCAGAAGUUGAUGUCCUCACAUUCCUUCAGAGUGGACAGCUCAGUAAAAACUGUCACACUGCACAUCACUGGCAUCCUGAUAGAAUGUAUCCUUACCAGUCCAUCAGAUCAAAGGCAAUCUCUUUUGAAUGAACAAGGCCCUCUGGCAGAGUUGGAGUACUUCAAGGGUUUGUACCGCAUCAGCCUGCUCCUUCCUAUACAGCCAGGACAGUGGGAACUUCAAGCCAAGAGUGAUGGACAUCUCACAUUCAGUGUAAUAGGGGAUAGCAGUGUGGAUUUCCUGUAUUACUUUGCCACUGUAGCCAAUGACACACAUCCAGGUCUGGCCAGGGUGGAUGGUAGUCCAGUAGCAGGUGUCCCUGCCUUUCUGGUGCUGUCUGUGACAGGCCUGGCUCCAGAUGAGGAGGUGUCUUUCAGUCAUGUGACGCUGCUAGGAGCUGAUGGGGAGAACCUCCAUCAGGUGAAGCUGAACUCCUCCUCCUCUAUAUCCUCCCACUCUGUGGAAGAGCUGGUGGGAUGGGUGGAUUCUGUUCCCAGAGUCCCUUUCUGUGUUCGACUGACAGGCCAGGACAGCAGAGGAAACAAGUUGGAAAGGGUUUCCACAGGCAUGGUUCAGCCCACUCAUGUUCAAAUACAGAUGUUGUCUGUCCCUCGUCUGGUACCUGGUCAUAGCGCGGCUGUGGCCUUUGACAUCUUGAAUCAUGGCCCGGCCCAGCUCUUAAGUCUGACAGCUGACGAUGACUGUGGAUAUCUUCAUAAGAGAGGACCUCACAGGUUUCAUGUUGCAGAACAAGGAUCUUUCCAUGGUCAGGUGGACCUGCACACUCCUGCCACAGCUCAGGUUGGAGUGACUGUCACCCUUACACUCACUGUGCGUGUUCAUGACUCUCCAGACACAAAUUAUGCAGUGGCCUACUUGACUGUGGUCCCCUCGGAUCCUGACAUGUCCCCACCAUCCUGCUCCACUGCACAAGUACAGUCUUCCUGUCUUACCAUUUGUAAUGAGUCCAGCUGGAGUGUAUCUCUGGCCGUGUCAGACAGGGGGCGCUCUGGUCUUGCUGCCCUCCAGCUUCAGAAGGGCGAAGGCAUUCUGACUUUGUCCCACAGCCCCCCGGCCACAGAGGAGAGCCUGGUACAAGCUCAGCCCAACACUGACCAACAACAGGUGCACAAGGACAAGACCACCAGUGGGGGUCACCACCAUCACCAGCACCAUCACAAGAGCAGAUUAGAGAAGGGAGACCCCCCUUUGAAUGUAUCUGAAUGGGUACUGGGCUCCUCUCAGCCACUGUGGGUGAGGUACACAUCCAGUUGCUGCUCCUCUCAGGCAGAGCUGCUGGUGUGGGACAGAGCUGGAAACAUGAAGCGCUGCCAUCUAACAUCUGGCCAACAGAGGCAGCUAAGAGACAGGACUACAGAAACCAGUGGUGUUGGACGGAUUACACUCACAGCAGACAUCUUUUUCCUGCUGUUAGGUCUGCUGUGGUCUUCUCUGCUUUAGGUUGAUGUGAUUAAAAAUAUGUUGCAGGUCAAACUAAUCUACAUAUUGAGAACUGAUUUCCAUUUUGGUAUAAGUGCACUUAAUGCAAAGAAAUGUGUCUUUCUUUCCUGCUUUUAAGUGCUUGCUACUGUAAUUUUUAAGGACCAUGCACUGAAUAAA